CCACGGCCUGUAGUUGAGAAUUUUUUAAAAGAAUUGGAGAUGGAUAGUAUGGGAGCUGAUAUAGGUUGUGGAAAUGCUGUCAUUCAUCAUUCAACAACUUCAGAAAGUCGUGUUAAAGCAAUCAAGAUAUUAAUAUAUGUAUGGGCAUUGGAACAACAAUCAACACCAAAGAAAAAUGCUAAUGGUGCUGAAGCUAGUAGUGAUGGUGGAGAACCAAGAAGAAUUUUUGAUCAAAAUUAUCAAUAUGUUUUUGUACCAUGGGUGAUUCUAAAAGAUAAAAAUUAUAAAGAUAUAAAACAGAAUGUGGUUUUUAAAAGGUAUUCAAACAAUACUCUUUAA
Entrophospora candida is the source of this 339-nucleotide messenger RNA. NCBI's taxonomy places the organism in Eukaryota, Fungi, Glomeromycota, Glomeromycetes, Entrophosporales, Entrophosporaceae. The record is from the annotation of a GenBank genome assembly.